AUGCCUGUGCGAGUGAGUGAGAAGUACUUGACAGCAGCAGGUAUAAAUUGCGAGCCUUCGCUUUACGAUUCCAGUGGCGCGCCGCCCUUCUUCUUUGACGGUUCGGAGCUUAUAUUUUCUGCCUUUUGCCUUUCUGUUGACGUGGACCCUCUACAUCAAAUUCUCUCUUUUUUUUUUUCUGCUUUGAAAACAAAAGUUUUUUUCUUCUCUGUGUGGAGACGACUACGAUUUGCGCGUUCUUCCUCUACUGCUUCAGCAUCAUACGCCCCUUUUUUUGCCCCCUUCUUUCUUCUGUUUUUUUUUUUCUUAUGGUUAUUCGUGCGAUACGCUUUUUAUUUAUUUAUUUGUUUGUUUUCAUAA
Messenger RNA from Leptomonas pyrrhocoris, 360 nucleotides. RefSeq lists its product as hypothetical. The record is from RefSeq and is a predicted model, not a curated record. The transcript has a single exon. Lineage: Eukaryota; Euglenozoa; Kinetoplastea; Trypanosomatida; Trypanosomatidae. Bases 1 to 360 code for a protein of 119 amino acids.